This is a messenger RNA of Boleophthalmus pectinirostris (great blue-spotted mudskipper), 2510 nucleotides long. RefSeq names its product G2/M phase-specific E3 ubiquitin-protein ligase-like. Bases 700 to 2448 code for a protein of 582 amino acids. Gene Ontology annotation, molecular function: ubiquitin-protein transferase activity. Lineage: Eukaryota; Metazoa; Chordata; Actinopteri; Gobiiformes; Gobiidae. Gene Ontology annotation, cellular component: nucleus. The record is from RefSeq and is a predicted model, not a curated record. The transcript has 12 exons.
AACAAAAAACGUGGUGCAAAUGGAAAAAACGCGCUGCAAGAAACAAAAACAAAUGCAUCAUCAUUAAAUGCGCUGCAAAUGGAGAAACGAUGCAAAGCACAAAACGACGCAUACCAAGAAAACACCUGCAAAAGAAAAACGCUGCAUAAAAAGUCACCACAACGGAAGUGCUCCAAACCUGCAGGGGGCGCUCUCAGUGUAACAGCUCAAUGGAGAGACACACCGGCUGGAGAGAGACAGGUACUCCUUAUGAGAGAGACGGAAAACGACUAUAAAUUACAGCGGGAACAAAUUAUUGUUACGGUAAUGUGGCUUUUAUUUUAUUAUAUUCAUGUAUUGUGUUUAUAAAUAAUAUAAAUAUCGCUGUACAACGCGGUACUUCACGUGCCGGUUAUUUUAUUGUAUUUCACACCAGACUUUACAAGGCGAUACAUUAGCAUGUCGAUUAGCUUGUUUGCUAAUAGCGAUCAAAUAAGAAUAAGAUAAGAUAAAAAGAUUAGAGAUUGAUACAAAACACCUGUUUUAAUAGUACAGUCUUCUAUACUUAAACCCUUUCCUUUUCUUUCCCCUUGCAGAUGUACUGUCCAUUUUGUGGAUCUGCGCUUACAGCUUCACCUGCCUUUUGCCGUGCGUGUGGCAAAAACGUCACUUUUUUAAAACGCGUCCAGGAGGAGACGCCUGCAACUCACGCACAUAUUGAUGUUGCACAACCUUCCACCAGUCAAGAUUUAUGUUGGAGUUAUGAGGUUGACAGGUGACUCCUUAAAACCUGUAAGAGGGAAAUCACUGCCUCUGGACAUUCAGCCUCACUGGUCAUCAGAGCAGCUAUUGGCUGCUGCUGUUAAAAAACACAUGGAUUUUAACCAGGACAUGCAAGAUGUUGUCCAUGUUUUGUUGUACCCUGAUGGCAGACAAGUGAGAAACAUCCCAGGAACAAAUGACCCUUUCACUGUUCAGAAGUACAAGGAGGCAAUUGGGAAGGCCUACCAGAGGAUAACACUCUACAUUUGCACUGCAGAGGAUUUUGAAACCAGUUGCUAUACUGGACAGUCUUCUAGUGAAGAUGACAGUGUUGUCCAUGUGAACCUGCCAUCUGUGGAAAGUGAACUCUCUGACACUGUGGUCUGGGACACUCCAGAUAAUGUGAGCACCCCAAAAACAGACAACAUUUUGCAGGGACCCUCCAGAUGCCAACAACCAGAAUCUCAUCAAGAUGGACAGCAAUCAACUCCCCAGGAUCAGUUAAGAUCUUCACAGAAUCUGAAUACCUGGUAUAGCAACUACACCACCAUGUAUGCACCUAUAGUAGUUGACAGUGAGUCUGAGACAGAUGACCACAUAGACUACCCUGCAGAACAUCCGCAGGUUUUGAACCUGACUGCUGAAGACAUUGUUUCAGACCUGGCCUCCAAGAUUACCAACACUUCAUACAGCAGGUUCAACAUAAACAGGGCAAAUAUAUGGGAUGGAGCAAUCAGAGGCUUCAAGCGACCAUCUUAUGACCCAUCACAUGAAAUUUUGGUUAAAUUCACUGAUGAUGAGGGGCGAGCAGAGGAUGCAGUGGACACUGGUGGUCCCAAACGAGAGUUCCUCACCCUGCUGAUGGACUGCCUUAGAUCAAGGAGAAUAUUUGAUGGUCCAGACGAUAGGAAAUUUCUCACGUUUGACUGUGCAGCUGCCAGAGAUGAUGAGUAUUUUCAUGUUGGGAGGAUGAUCGCUACAUCCAUAGUCCAUGGUGGUCCAGGCCCUCGAUUCUUGUCAGAAAUGCUAUACGACCACCUCACGGGAAAAUCAACAGCUGAUUUUGAGGCAAGGAUUGAGGACAUCACCGAUGACACCAUGAGAGCUUCCUUGCUUGAGAUAUCCAGUGCAGCAACACUGGUUGAACUGCAUGCAGUGAUCGACAAACAUUCAAGUCUGUUGCAGAUGGCUGGUUGUCUUCAGUAUCCAAAAGUUGUAUUGGACAAGAAGAUAAUAAUGAAAGACUUCAUGCAGUGGUUCAAGGAUGGGCUUUCAACACUUAACAUGAUUCAUGCUUUGGAGCAGCAUGCAUCUAUAUUCAAGACAUUUAUGUGCUCAAGUGUGGAGCAGCUGACAUCCACAAUACUGGAAAAUCUUUUUGAGGUUCAACUCAGUGAACAAGGCACCACAAGACGCCAAGAAGAAACCAAAGUAUUAGCAUUCUGGAGAGACUAUCUCCUUGAUACAGAAGAUAAACAAACAGGACUCUCCCUCCCUGACAUCCUGAUGUUCGCCACAGGACUCUGUUCUCUGCCCCCAUCUGGGAUUAAGCCAAGACCAAAGUUGGUGUUUCAAAGGGUGUCUCGCUUCCCAUGCAGCAGAACCUGUGCAAACACCAUGGAAAUUCCAUUGUCAACAACUUAUGAAGAGUUUCAAAAGGACAUGGACUUUGGAAUACAAAACUCUCCUGGUUUUGGACUGUACUAAUUUUUUUAUUGUAUAACUGAUAGGUUGACCUUUAGUGUCUGAAGUUCAACAGUUAUUACCUG